This is a messenger RNA of Exophiala mesophila, 4190 nucleotides long. RefSeq lists its product as uncharacterized. Gene Ontology annotation, cellular component: nucleus; SWI/SNF complex. Bases 882 to 3821 code for a protein of 979 amino acids. The record is from RefSeq and is a predicted model, not a curated record. Gene Ontology annotation, biological process: regulation of transcription by RNA polymerase II. Gene Ontology annotation, molecular function: transcription cis-regulatory region binding. NCBI's taxonomy places the organism in Eukaryota, Fungi, Ascomycota, Eurotiomycetes, Chaetothyriales, Herpotrichiellaceae. The transcript has 2 exons.
GGCCUGUCUGCCUCUCUCUUUCUGCCUGUGUCCCUUUCCCUGCCAUGGCGCCACAGGUCCUUUCCUUGGACUCAUGACCUUUGAUUUUCCCAAGUCACAACCCGUUCACCGUCCCAGCACAAUUCCCGCUGCCCGUUGUCCUUCUCCUCUAGGCUCCUCUUUCUACGAUUACGGGCCUGUUUCUCAUCCAGGAUUUGGAUACUGCUUGACCUGUGCAUUCAAUUCUCGUUUCCGGCUCCCAUUCUUAUGUGUCCUACAGCACUAAGCCCUUUCGCUUCCCUCCUCACUCUCCCCGGCCUGGCGAUUUCUGUUCCUCCCGUUCAGUGGCUGUUCGGCACGAAGCACAAACACGUAUCAAAGAGCAAUCAACUCUCCGUCUAACCAUCAUCCUCGUCGGUAAGCCUUAUCCGUUCCAAUCCAUCACCAUCAUAACCUUCUUUUUGCCCCUCCUUUGCCUGUAAUGACCCCUUGUACGAUUCCCACUUGUCGGCUUGUCUCCUCUCAGCCGCCGCACUGCAGCACUCAAGUCACCACCUCACAUGCGCCCGUUGCCUCUUGUCACCGACUGUCCACAAAUCCAUCACUAGCGUCUUGCAACCAUUUCAGCAUUCAAUUCUGAUUUCUGUUGCACGGCCCAAUGGCCUGCAAGUGGAACCCAUGAUCCAUCUCGCCGCCAUUCUUUCGCCAUAGUCAAGUUCUGGCUCGCUGGCUAACAUCCUCCUCCAGUCAUCACACCAGCCCCAGCUAAACCCUUUUGGGAAUUUUCCAUCCCAACUUCGACAGCAAGUGGCCGAUUCGGAUCUCGCAUACCUACUGCGCUCUGACGAUUCCACCACGAAAAGUACCGACUAGCCAAUGGAUGACCGAACCUCACCAAAGCCAUGAACCCUUGGCUCAACACCGAUUCCCCAACUCCAAAUAACCAUGCUGGCUUUGGAGGUCCAAUGGAUGCUGGCAUGUCUUUCCUACAGCCUCCCCAAACGAUAAAUCCCGCCCAAUUUCAGAAUCCCGCCUUCCUCAAUGGCGCCGCACGUCCAGCCUCUUCCACCUUCCACAACCCAGUUUACCAAACCAACCAGGUGAUUCCUUCCAAAAGAGCAAGAGAAGAUAGCUUGGCCACGUCGCCACGACAGGCUUCGGGAGGACUCCCAGGAUCGCGAUCACAAACUCCUGGCCAGAACCCCUUUCCUGUCUACAACCCUCAGGCCAAUGGAGCCCCAUCCAUGUCCAGCGCGCCUGCUCCUUUCCAGCAUCUCCAGCCUACUUCCAAUGCCACCCCGUCUCCGACCGUACAACAAAUGAGCCAAUUCGGUCAGCACCCCGGUAAUCAACGCGUCGCCACCGCUUCACCUAGUCCAUUCUCACCACAACAUGCGCCUCCUCCACACGCAUCCCCGGCUCCAUCUGACCACGCCAGUCGAGUUGGCACCCCUCAUGACAAUCCCCAGCAUUUCAUGCCCAACGGUGGCUUCCCUCAAGCGUUCAAUCAGCCUCAAUUUGCUCAAAAUCUCAAUAGUGGCAUGCCGCAAAUGGGCAUGAACCCUCAAGGAAACAUGCCUCAUCCCCAGGCCAUGUCUCAAGCCCAAAGAAGUUACCAGGCUCAGCUACAGGCUCAAGCGCGUCAAAUGCAAGCCCAGGCCCAGGCUCGCAUGAAUGGAAUACCCAACAACCUACCUCCAGCGGGCCAACAUCCGCAGAUGCCUCCGACCCAUCAAGGCCCUCCAGGCUCCUAUCCUCAACCUCGGCCGAACAAUCCUGAUGAAUUCCUUCGCGGCUUGCAACAAUUCAUGACUGCCAGAGGACGUGCCGUAGAUCCUAACCCCAUAAUUUGCGGUAGGCAUCUGCCACUUGUCCGCAUGUGGGCUCUCGUCGUCAAAGCCGGAGGCUCUCAGAAAUUGACCAAGAUGGGACAAUGGGGUGCUCUUGUUCAACAGAUUGGCUUCCAGGGCCCGCAAAUUAUGCAGGCCGCCCAAGAGCUACAGCUAUUUUGGGCUAACAACCUCGCUGCCUAUGAAACCGCGUUGCAAGUUUCGCAACACAAACAAAGGAUGGCACAAGCAUCUAUGCAACAACAGCAAGGCCCUCUACAGAUGUCGCCGACGAAAGAUAUGCACCCGCCACAAGACUCUCUUCAUCAUAGAGCUCCUUCCAUGAACGAACAUGCUACACCACAUAUGCAAUCUUCAGCACCAAAUGGUUUUACCCAGCAGCAACACCCACAGCCCACACAAGAAGCCCCGAUCACACCCCAACAACGCCGCCCAAGUAUGUCCCGACAGCUUGACCCUCAACAGCCUGAAGGCAUCCCAGCACAGUCGCAGGCACAAACACCACUCAAGAGACCUCAAACAAGCAACAAAGUGGUUGAGCAGGAGCCGGACUAUAGCAAGCGCCUCUCGAUGCCGAUACAAGACCCUUUCAAGCCUGACAUCUUCCCACCAAGUCGAUCGCAUGGUCCCAUCAACGUCGAAGAAAUUUAUAGCAUUGCUCAACAUAUCGCAGAUCUGAAGCCGACUGUGCCGACUGUUCGAGAGAUGGGAGUGAUUGAUAUCCACGCUCUGACCAUGGCAAUUAAAUCUGGAAUGCAUGCCGAGACACGAGUGGCCCUUGAUACCCUAGUCAUGUUGUCAACUGAGUCGGCUCUGCAACUAUCGCUCGUCGACUGCGACGAUCUCAUGGACACACUACUAGACUGCGCAGAAGACCAGGUAGCCUUCCUCAGCGAACAUGCCACCGAAGUCUCUGAGGAGAUGUCACUUUCUUCCUACGAAGAUCUCGUUCGGUCGUGCCGAAGUGAAAAUGACUCGGUGCAAGAUACACCCGACUUUGGUACCGUACAAUAUGAUCUGGAGAAAGCCGCCGAUCGACUUAUAUGCAUCACUACCCUGAUCCGCAACUUUUCAUUCUAUGAAGCAAACUUUGGAAUACUCGGACAAGCCAAUGUGAUCAAACUGCUCAGCGCAAUCAUUCGCUACCUGGGGACAACAGAAAUGUUUCUCAGGUCGAACAGAAACACAUUGGACUUCAUGAAGGACGUGGUGAUUUAUCUCAGCAAUCUCUCAAUCAAGUUGCAGCUUCCGGGCAAGGCCGAAGGUCUUUGCAUUCUCCACUUUCUACUCGCCUUUGCGCCUGUCCCUGCACCGAUCUCCGCGUCCUCGACCAAAGCGUCUUUCACAAUGUAUACGCCAGCACUCCACAAAUACAUGCCAUCGGCAGUCGAUAGUUUGGCCAAACUUUUGGCCAUGGACGAACCAAACAGGACAUAUUUUAAGGCCAUCUUUGCGGCUGACGCACAUUCGUCUCCGCCGUACGAGCUACUCACUCGGGCAUUCGGGCUCGCAAUAUCCUGCGUUCCUGCAAGUUCAAAUCAUACUCGAACGAUUAUUGAAGCUCGCAAACCCUUCCUCCUACAAGGAAUGCUGGCCGCUGAAAUCUUGGCGGGUUUUGCUCCAGGAUCCGACCAUUCCCUGGCGAGGAUGUGGCUCGAAUCUGAUGACGGCUUUGCUGGCAAUCUCCUUCGGUUGGUUGGUCUAUUAAGUGCCGAUCGAACGACGCAGACCGUCCCCAGGCAUGUUCAAGCCCCCAACAAUCGCAAUCACCCUGAACAAGACAUCAACGGGUAUGGCGCAAUUACGAACCGUGCGAUGACGGUUCUCAAGACUCUUGUACAGAAGGCCAAGACUGUCGAUGAAGACGGUUCCACUAUCAUCCCGCUGGGGGUGAUGCCAAAGAAGGAAAGCUUGCUAGGCGCAAUGAUACAAAAGGACAUCGACCCUGGAAUUCUGCGACAGUUGUGUGUAUAUGCAGGGUUGGAAGAAUGAUGACGAGUCGACGUGGCUACCCUACAAUCCAGCUUCAGGCACACUGUAUUGUUAUAGCAACAAAGACCUUCAAGAUGGGUUGCGACGAUUUGGAAAGUCACCCACAAAGUUCGACUUGAGGAGUUUGUAUACCAAAAAUGUAAUAGUUUACCUAACAGCGCGUCAUAUCCUCACCAUCUACUUUGACCAUGUCAUAUACUAUCCUCGAGCAACGUCGACACAGUUUGAAAGCUGAAAUUCAUCUCUUGAUGUGAGAAGGAUGAGUAGGAAGCAGGGACAAAAUUCGGUUACAGUUUUGUGGACGAGGUAGAGGAUAACUGAUGUAUACAGACAUAGACAUAUAUUAAGCUUUUAGUCAUACUGUUACAA